CAUGCAUUAAUGCUCGCCAUCUCGCCAACAAUAAUCAUCGAAAGUCUUCCUGACAUUAACUUACUACAUAAUUCAUGAGCGGCUUACUCUGUUUAUAAAAUGGUUGACUUGAAAUACACUUGAUUUUCUUCAUUGGUGUACCGGAACAGUAAAAUGUCGUUCUCAGGUCUUUCAGUGUCAAUUAUUGUUAUUUCAUCGGUUCUAUUCAUCCCUUUCCUUGUUAAACAUGUUAAUGGAACUGUAAAUUACUUGAAUCCGACAACUGAAUACCUACUAAAACCUACCCAACUAGCUGAUGGGUCUGUUGCUUAUGAAGUUUCAAGUACCUCCUCCCGCAAGCCAAGGCCGGCCAAGAAAGAAAAAGCAACAGCAAAUAAUUACAGACCUAAUUCAUCAAGUGGUUCUGCCAAUGUCGCGACGCCAAGCGUCGUCCGCUCCUCCCUCCAGGCACAGGCCACACCCCUAUCUGCCUCCUCAUCUCCACCCUCCGCGCAGAAGACGUACACACUACCUUCCCUAUUAACAGACGAGCUAUACACUGACACAGACAACUUUGUGUGGCCAGUUAAACUGCCAUCCAAGCGACCAAAGCCAACUACGUCCAAUGGACUUCCUCUCCGUCUGCCCUCAACUUUGCCUCCUGCAGUAAUUGCAGAUAACACAACACCGACUGCGCCUGCCACUGUAAGUGGUUCCUCUUCACCUACGACCUCUGGGACAUCUGCAAGUACCAGUUCCUCUUCACCAGUUCCAACUGGAACCGGCUCUGUAACAGAUGUAACAGGAACAACUGGUCCAAUAGCACAAACUGUAUCAGAUGUAACAGGAACAACUGGUCCAAUAGCACAAACUGUAUCAGAUGUAACAGGAACAACUGGUCCAAUAGCACAAACUGUAUCAGAUGUAACAGGCACUGGAACUGACUCUGUAGCAACUACUGUAUCAGAUGUAACAGGAACAACUGGCUCUUUAGCACCAAUUCUAUCAGAUUUAACAGGAACAACUGGUCCAAUAGCACAAACUGUAUCAGAUGUAACAGGUACUGGAACUGACUUUGUAGCACCAACUGCAUCAGAAGUAGCUUCUCCAACUGGAACUGCUCCUUCUGGUUCUAUUCCAUCGACUUCAGUUCCUGAUACACCUUCUCAAUUGUCUGAAUCAUCUCCAGAUCCCAUCCAAUCUCCUGCUUUACUUCCAUCGACUUCAACUCCUGAUACAUCUUCUCAAUUGCCUGAUCUGUCUUCAGAUCCUAUUCAAUCUCCUGCUUUAACAGUGAUCUCGACAACUGAUACCCUCCCUACUAGACUUCCUUCUACAAUCCCUUAGAAUAAUCUGGGUAACAUUGAACUCACUGUAAUAAUUACUCAUGUAAAAUAUCUUCCUUUUUCAAUUUAUCUACAUGGAUAGGGGAAGUUGAUAGGAAGCUAUUGAAUGUGUACUCAAAUUAAGUAAAGAAAUGUUCAAUGAGUGUAAAGAUAAGUUGUUUUCCAAUCAACAAUAAAAAACAUCAUGUUAUUUUCCAAAUAUGAUUUGUAAUGAUUUAUUUCCAAUUUUAAUUCAAUAAACGUUUCAAUGAACUAUUAUUUAAUAUUGUCGAAGCGACCAAAAUAUCUCCAAAGUUUUUGAGGGAAAAUGAAAUGGAAAUUUUUGUCAAGGUGAUUAAGGGUCACCGACAAUUUUUAACAUUUUUUAUAAAGAAGAUUAUUAAAGGAAUUCUUACCCAAGAAGUACGCUCAGUUGGUAUUCAAUUCGAAUGAUUUCAGUCACUGUUACUAGAAGUAAGUACCGGUAGGUAGCUACUGGAAUAUUCCUGAUAUGUUCCUGUUAUUUGUUGAACCUUGACUAAGAACGUUCUUAAGGAUAGUUCAUUAAGUUAAGAUGUUCAAUAAGUUAGAUUCACUAGAGGAGGACGUAAAAUGAUAUUGCGACAUUUAAAAUAGUUUUUACUAAUUUGUAUUCAAUGUCAUCAACAGAGUGAAUUGCAUAUUCAUGUCACUCCCCACAUUUCCACAUAAAUGGAGAGAAAAUUCCAUUUAAUUUAUUAGUUCUACAUAACUGUUGCUAGCUGGCGUACGUAACUGGCAUAGAGAAAAUUUUCAGGGCUGUUUAUAGUGAUAGGUUUAAAAUGACUUUAAUAUUCCAUUAUUUUGUGGCAUUGCUUAUCCUUAUGGCGCUAUAAGCUAGUUAGAUUAAUUAACUUCCCUAAAAUCCUCCCUAAUGGGAGGUAACGUGGUUACAUAUUGACAUAGUGAUCACGAGGAAUUACAAAAUAAUUAGGUUAAGUUCAGUAUGUAGGCCUACUUUAUCCAUAUUACGUUGGAAAAGCAGAUUCAAAGCAGUUUCUUGUUCAUUUAGUGUUUUGAAUUAUAGUGGGCUACUUACUAUACAGUCGAUUUUUCACGCUCAUCAAGGGGAGAUUUUUGUUCCAAUAGGGAAUAUUCUGUGUUCUGUGAUCGAGUGAUCCUAUAACCAGGAGUCAGCUUUCAAUUUAAUGAUCCGACCAUUAUGUCUUCGCAAAGCAAUCCAUAUUCACUAAUAAGGUCCUUCAACCUUUUGAGACACCCUAUUUCUAGUUCUCGGGUUUUAUCCCUUCUACUCACAUUCUUCAAAAAAUAUGUUUCAACGCAAUUUAUUAUUGAUCUACUGCUCUAUUGUAACAUUCAUAGACAUUUCUACAUCAAUUCUCAUCAUAGUUUUCAGAAUUAUGCCAUGGAUUUACAAAACAUCCGUUCUGAGGAAUGUUGAUUUUAUUGCAAUGGCUUUCGGAGAACUCCUUAUUUCCACUGCCGCUUUAAUAUAGAAAAACACAUAGAUUCGUUGACUUUUUCAAGAAAUGGGAGUUUUGAAACAGAGUAUGAGAAUCUAACAGGAAAACAAUUGAAAACAUUGGACUACAGAAAAGUUUUAAUAGUUGCAUUGAUUACUUCGGUUGUUAUUAUUUUAGUUAUUGCUACCUAUACCUAAUUGAUAUAGAUUUUGAUCAGACGGUAAUUGAAAUCGUGGUAAUGAACUUGGACAUGCUUCUCUAUAUUAUGCACUACCUGACAAGUGUCUACACAGAAAUAAUAUGGAAUAUGAUGACAAUUGCUCUGAAAAACACGGCUCGUCAACUAAUGAACGACUAUGCUAGUGAAGAAUGCGCAAAUUCAGAAACAAGUGAUUUCACUAGAGAUGGAUGUGAUCUUUCAAAUUACAGAACUAGUGAGGAAAGUUCUGACUCCGUCUCAAAGAAACAGCAUUACCGGUACCUAUGGAUGAAAUUGUCCACUCUACAGUACAGGUUUUCCAGUGUUUUUUCCUCAAUCUAUGGAUAUCAAUUGGCAUUCAACUUCUUGCUUUUUCUAUUUCUGGGAUUUGGGUGGACAGGGGCAAUCUACCGGUAUGUAGCACUCAAGAACCUCGACAGUGGUGAGGUGUUGCAGCUGCUGGGACUGUGUGUUGAAAUUGGACAGUGUUUUGUCUGGAUUUUUGUUGGAUCCACCACAGCUGACACAGCACAGAGAGCGAUGGACAUAGAAAUGAAAAAGAAAUUGUUGGAAAUGAUCAGGAG
This is a messenger RNA of Nilaparvata lugens (brown planthopper), 3550 nucleotides long. RefSeq names its product mucin-5AC-like. The transcript has 6 exons. Bases 154 to 1326 code for a protein of 390 amino acids. NCBI's taxonomy places the organism in Eukaryota, Metazoa, Arthropoda, Insecta, Hemiptera, Delphacidae. The record is from RefSeq and is a predicted model, not a curated record.